Sitophilus oryzae (rice weevil) is the source of this 3186-nucleotide messenger RNA. RefSeq names its product spermine oxidase-like. Bases 136 to 3030 code for a protein of 964 amino acids. The record is from RefSeq and is a predicted model, not a curated record. Lineage: Eukaryota; Metazoa; Arthropoda; Insecta; Coleoptera; Curculionidae. The transcript is spliced from 12 exons. Gene Ontology annotation, molecular function: polyamine oxidase activity.
GGGAAGGGAGGCACAUGCCGGUUUUGAAGGAAACACACCUGAGAUAAACAUCCACGUAGAGCAGGCAAAUUUUAGGUAAUUAUCGUCAGUUAUCAUAUGGCAUACAUUAAUCUGACGAGAUUGUAAGUUUUUUGUAUGAUUAAUAUAUCAAAAAGGUUAGUUACAAGCUGUCAAUUUUUUAAUGGAUAUCAGACAAUCAUGAGUAACAAAGCUGCGAGUGAAACAAAUCAACCUAAAGUUUUGAUUAUCGGUGCGGGAGCUGCUGGUAUUGCUGCCGCAACUAAAUUAUUAAAAAAUGGGUUUGAAGACGUUACUAUUCUUGAAGCCGAGGAUAGGAUUGGGGGUAGAAUACACUCUGUAGAAUUUGGGGGAACAGUGAUAGAUUUAGGAGCACAAUGGGUACACGGAGAAAAAGGCAACACCGUAUACGAACUUGUAAAAGACUUAAAUGUCCUCGGUUCUCACAGUAGUAGUUCAUAUGAUAAGUAUAAUUUUUUCAUAUCUGACCAAUCGAAAUUGAAUAAAAAUUUACUAGAUAGAUUAUAUGACAUUGCCUCAGAUAUACUGGAGGAUUCUGAAGCGUUUGUGAGGCACGGUGGAGUUAUUAAUGAAUACUUCACAAAGCACUACUAUGAACAAGUUUUGUCUGAAUUUGGCAAAGAUAACAAGGACGUUAUUCAUGUCGCCGAAUUGUUGGAAGAAUGGAUCAGUAAAUUUGCGUUGUGCCUGGAUCCCGCUGAAUCCUGGAAUCAAAUAUAUUCUGACGGUUUUAGAACGUACGUGAACUGCGGUGGUAAUCCGUUAUUGCAUUGGAAAGAUAAAGGCUACCGCACUCUUUUUAAUAUAUUAAUGAAAAAUACAUCGUUGGAAAGUAAAAUACAAUUAAACAAAGAAGUUACCAAAAUAUCUUGGACCAAAAAUAUUAACUGUCCCAACAAGGUAACAGUCCAAUGUUCUGAUGGUUCUGUUUAUUAUGCCGAUCAUAUUAUUGUAACCGUAUCUCUGACUGUACUAAAAGACUUUUUUGAAAACGUAUUUGUGCCAAAACCUUCGAAGGCAAAAAUAGAGGCUGUUAAGCAGAUUCCGUUGGGUAAUAUUAUAAAGAUAUUCUUGAAAUUUCCAAGGAAAUGGUGGUCAGACGAUGUGCCCGACUUUAGUUUUUUGUGGACCAAGGAAGACAAGGAGAAACUGUUGGAAGAAUUUUCAGAAGGACCCGUAUUUAAUGGAAGAUUAUGGUUGCAAGAUCUUUUUGGCUUCUAUAGUGUCGAAUCCCAUCCAGAUAUUCUUCUUGGAUGGCUUGUGGGACCGAUGACUAAACAAGUUGAAUUGAUUCCAGAAGAGACGUUGUUAAAAGGCAGCAUGUUUCUUUUAAGAAAAUUUUUGAGUAAAAAUUAUGAUAUACCUGAAGCAGAACACAUAAUUAGGUCGACUUGGGGAACUAAUGCUCAUUUCAAAGGAACAUAUUCAUAUGUUAAUGCUGAAUCAACAGAUUCUGAUGAAGUAAGACGUCAAAUUAUUGAGCCUUUAAACUGUGAUGGUAAAGAUGUAGUUCUUUUUGCUGGAGAAGCUACUCAUAGGAAAUACUUUUCUACUGUACAUGGAGCUGUUGACUCUGGUUAUAGAGAAGCAGACCGGCUAAUACAAUUUUACAAGAAACGUCAAAACCACAAAAUUGUUAUAGUAGGAGCAGGAAUGGCAGGGUUAGGAGCUGCAUCUGAGUUGAUGCAAAACAACGUAGAAGAGUUUGUAAUAUUAGAAAGUCAAGACAGGCCUGGAGGAAGAAUUGAAACCAUUAUGGUCGAUCAUAAACCUUUAGAUUUGGGAGCUCAGUGGUUACAUGGGAAAGAUAAUCCUUUGUAUCAUUUAGCAAUGAAACAUGAUCUUCUUUCAGAUGAAAUGUCAGAAGAAGGCUUAGGUCUCUACGUCAGAGGUAAUGGCGAAAUUGUAGAUUCCUUUACAGUAGAACGGACCAGUUUUGAAAUAGGAAAGAUUCUAGAGGACUGUCAAAAUUUCACAAACUCGGAUGACCAUCCUCCUUCAAUAGAAAGCUACUUGAAACAGCGAUUUGACAGUUACAUAAACUGCCACUCGAACAUGAACGAAAGAGAAGUUUUAAGAGAAUUAUACGAUUGGCACCUGAGGUUCCAAGUAAUCGACAAUUCUUGCCUGAGUCUGUCAAAACUAAGUGCCAAAAGCUGGGGCGAUUACGUAUGUUUGGACGAUGUGGCUCACUACAACCUAAAAUACGGGUACAAUUCCUUAGUCGAAGUGAUUUUGGACGAUUUACCUAAAGGCUGUGUCAAAUAUAAUAGCGAAGUUACCAGAAUAUAUUAUGAGAAUGACAAUAAAGUAGUGUUAGAGCUUUCUGAUAAGCAAGUUAUUGUCUGUGAUCAUUUGAUAUUAACACCUUCGUUGGGAGUUUUAAAGACUUUCGGGAAUCUCUCCGAUAUUCUUCCAGAAAAUAUAGUUGGCAGUAUUGAAAGGAUGGGAUUUGCUGGGAUAUGCAAAAUUUAUUUGUUUUAUGAAGAUCGAUGGUGGGGUGAUAGUAGAGGUUUUCAAUUAUUGUGGAACAAAGAGUGCAACUUUUCCGAAAAAUACUCGUGGCUUCGUCACGUGACCGGCUUUGACGAAGUAUUUAAUCACCCGAAUGCCCUAAUGACCUGGGUCGGGGGUGUUGCGGUCGAGGAAGUAGAGAGCUUGGCCAGCGAUAAAAUUGGGAAACAAUGCACCGAUUUGCUGCGGAAGUUUAUCCCGAGCUAUGCAGUUCCGCUGCCGAGUCGAGUGAUUAGGACGAAAUGGCUGACCAAGCCGUCGGUGAGGGGCAGUUAUUGUCACAUAACUCCGGAAUGCGACGGCACAGGCUACGGAAUCCGGACGAUGGGCAAACCGGUCGUUGUGGACGGAGUGCCCCGCAUCCUUCUGGCGGGGGAGGCUGUGCAUCCCUCUCACUUUUCAACCACUCAUGGGGCCUACGAGUCCGGUCAGCGCCAGGCUCAACUAUUGAGCGAAUAUUUGAGGACUUCACAAUGAAAUAAUUGAAGUUUUCGAUGUGUAAUUAUAGUCUGUCCCACAGAUAAAUGAAACAAGUUUAGAUUGGAAAGUGCCAUUGACUAUAUAACCCCUACAUAAGAACACUGUAAACACUAGUAGUGGGAACUAUCGAAUGAAUACUAUCAAAACAUUCGA